Messenger RNA from Thunnus maccoyii (southern bluefin tuna), 4547 nucleotides. It is a transcript of the gene dthd1, whose product is annotated as death domain containing 1. The record is from RefSeq and is a predicted model, not a curated record. The coding region runs from base 1012 to 3786 and encodes 924 amino acids. Lineage: Eukaryota; Metazoa; Chordata; Actinopteri; Scombriformes; Scombridae. The transcript is spliced from 12 exons.
UUCAUAUUUACCGUACACACACGAGAGUAAAAUCAAUCUUCUCAUUGAACUCUUAACAAGAAAUCAAAUAAGAGAAUUUCCUAAAAUGUGAAAUUAUUCCUUUAACUUAACUCUUAACUACAUUCAACAAGUGAAAAAACAUGCCAGCCAACAUACCCAGACUAAAAUUUGCAACACUCCUGGAUGAAACAGCAGGAAAUAGCUAUGAGGAAAUAGUAUACCACCAUCAUACAGUGGCUCUAUGGUCAGGUUUUGGUUACUUUCCUUCAUAUCUGACAUUUGAAUCAAAUAACACAACAAGUGAAUCCCAACAGAAAGGCACACAAUUGAUGUGCAAACUGACAUCUUUGUUCAAACCCCAUUUUCUUCUUUUUUUUUGCAGCACUUACCCGCAGCACAGUUUUAAAAUCCAACCUUUACAUCGCAGCUCACUGCCUGACAACAUACAAUAAGCAACGUUCUAGUGCGGCUGUAAGCACAGGAGAGGUGUGUGUGUCUGCGUUACACCCAGCCAAGUGGCCUUCUACAACACCACAGGUGGUUGCAGCUGCAGAUCUGACGUCUUCUCCUGUGUGACCAGCUGUAAAAUGAGUGACAGAGAGAAUAGAGGAGAGUGAUGAGACGUCUGGAGGACAGCACUUUGUCUUCCUGUGAGUCUUUUUUUUUUUUUUCUGUAUGGCUCCUCUUUUGUCCCUCCCUGCCACGCCUCCAGGGGUCGUCUUGGCAACAUGUUUUACUGCUGGCAGCCAUAUAAAUACAGCAUUGGCUCCUGUAAACUAGGAUAGCUGUGCACAGUAACACUCAAUGCCAAGGACACGGCGAAGAAUUCUAAAAAAAGGAGGCACACAGGGGAAUGCAGUGCAAUUCUAAUGAAUAUUUGAUAUUAUUCACUAAAUUUUUGUGGAAGGAGUGAAUAUAUUUCGCCAUAUGCAAGAUGGACUGAAAAUGGGGCAGAAAACAAGCCAGAUUAAACUCUUCUGACCCUGAUCUGAUUGGCUUUUUCAGCUCAGCAUGGAUAAUAAUCUGCACCUGAAUAAACAGAUAGAUGAGUGUCCUCAUGGAGGAAGUAGGGAAGACAGUCUCCUCAACAUGUUGACUGAAACUGUCCGGGGGCUUGAAGCUGUCAGACUCUCCAGAGAUCAUUAUAAUGGAGCAGUGAGUGGACGGAGACGCACAGGAGAGGAGACAGAGACAGGGAGUGAUGAAGGGAUAUGCAGUCCAGCAAGGAAGGAGACAGAGAGUGAAGGGACGGAGAGAGGAAGGAGCGCUGAUGAAGAACAGGAGGAGAAAGAGUGCAAGAAGAAAGUUCUUGCAGUGCUGAGGGAGUUGAGUGUUUUUCAUUCAAACAGAGUGACAGCAUGGAGAGAAGCUUUCAGAGAGUGUGCCUGCAUCCUCAACAAGUCUCCACCAGGGGGCGUCGAUGUGCAACAUCCAUCUACAACAGAUAAAACAGAAAGUAAAGUCACACUUUGCUCAGACUUCUUUGGCGAUACUUUUCGGAGUAUUAGUGAGGACGUAGAGAACAUUAUGGACAAACUGAACACAGUCAUAACCAAGCUGGAUGGCGAAAUCCUCCAAAUAUGCGCAGAAGAGACCUUAGCCAUGGAUGCAGCACUUGAGGAAAGUAAAUACCCAGAAGAUGGCAAAAAUCACCUCAACUCCCACGAAUCUGACUCGGGGUGUAAACAGGAUAUUGAAGAUGAAGGUGAUCAAAGCCUUAUAAGGCCAUCACCAGACACUGACCUAACAUCAGACUCCAACUUUGACAGUUUUGUCUGCAGUGAUGAAGCAAAGACUGGGCAAAGACAAGAGGUCAAAGGUCAAGAGAGUGGUAAUGUUUUGCUAGAGAGUCACACAGAUUUCCUGGAGAAGACAAAGAAAGACACAAAAAGGAUAGAUGACAAGAGCAAAGAGGAGACAAACAAUGAAUGGAUCACAGUAGGGCUCACUGGUCACCUGGAGGAUGGUCAAUCAGACGUACCAGAAGUAUGCUUUAUCAGAGCACCUAUGGGUGUCGCUGAAGUCCUGAGGUGUGAGGUGGCUGACACCUUGAGCUGCCUGAUGGUGACUGGCUCUGAGGAGCUGGUCAGCAGAGUGGUCAGGGUCAAGGUUCAACACAGCGCCAACGUCCGCUUCCCUGUGACUGUGGUUCUGCCUUAUUGCACACGUUACCGUGGCAGCUACAGGGAUGUCGCCGUCAAGGUAGUCGAUGGGGAGAGGAGGGCGAGCUACAUCACUCCUGUAACAACAGAGGGCACGUAUGGAAGGCAGAGGGGCUCAUUUGCAGAGGUGAGGGUGUACUCUCUGGGCCUGUUUGCCGUGGUUUCCUGUCUAAAGAGAGAAAGUUACACAGUUCCCAGACGGGGUUUGUCACAUAAACUCCCCAUGGAUCCUCGCAUCUGCCUUAACUACCUCCCAGGAUCUUUCACUGCUCCCAUAAUGGCACAGUCCAUGAUCCAGCCAGUAGAUGCUGUCCUCUUGGCAGCAGUCAAGUCCAGAAGUGAUGCCUAUCACUCGGUGGUGUCUACCAGCCCGCUGCUCUACCUCACUCACCCGUCCUCUCAACCACUGAGAAGACCCCUCACACUCACCCUUCCUUGUCCCCCAAACCCUGACAAGAAGAGGGACACCAGGGGGCAAAGGGAGGAGACAGAGCAUCACCACACUUGGCCUGUCAGUGGUAAUGCAGUGUGGGAUCAAGCUUCUUCCCACAGAAUGAGGAUGCUGGGCUCCUCUGUGCAGUCCUCUAAAGAGACGUCUACCGAGCUGCUGAUUGUUCUGGGCUCAAGGGACAAACUGUGGAGCGUCUUGGAGAAAGUCACCAUCAGGAAUCAGCGUAAUGGACUGGUGUCCUUUGAGCUGACAGAGAGCUUUGACAGACUGCUGGUGGUUCGUCUCCUCUCCCCCGUGCAGCCUUGCCAUCUCACUUCCCUGGCAGAGGAGCUGGAGGAAUCGGUCCGCUGCCACGCUGUCACCGUCGUCCUCCGGUGCCGACAAGACGAGCCCCACACAGUCCUGGUGGCUGCCCUGCCCAGCAGAGACCUCAGCUGGGAAAUGUCCAAACUGCAGGCGCAGGGAUACAGCGGCCUCCUGGAGACCUCUUCAGAGAUCUGCAUGUGCGAAGGAGACCAGCUUCUCCUCCGUUUUAGUGGAAACAUCACCUCUACAGGAACUCAAACCAACCAACAUGAUGUCCUAAGUGAGCGGAUCACCUUUCACAGUCAGCGGAAGAAUCACCUUUUCCUUCAUCUAUCUGAAGUGGACCCGUUCGGCAACUAUAGCUCCCCUCACUACAAGGGCACGGUCAUGUUUUACAAGGUCACCAGAGGUCAGCUGGAGUGGCGAGUUGACAAAGCUGUCCCAAUGGACCCGAAGCUCCUGGGGGAUCCUGUCUGUAAGCUGUCUCUGACUUUGCCCAAGAAAGUGAGACGCAUUAAUCGGCCCAUCACGGCGAGGGUUAAGUUGUGUGAGGAGACAGAUUCCCUGUCAGACUCUCUUCUUCUCUGGCUGUCCGGUAAGCUUUCAGAGGAGGAAAUAGCCCUGCUUGUGCUCUCCCUGCGCCUUCGUCGCAGCGCCACCCAGCUGGUGAAGCUCCGGGCUGGGGACAGCCUGUCCACCCAGGCCUUCCACGUCCUGGCCAUGUGGAAGAGGGGGCUGCCUGCUGCUUCACACCAACCCAAGGCCUCUCAGCUGGCCCACUGUUUGGCCAAGAGCGGAAGGCCAGAUCUGGCCCGAGAGCUGCUGCUACGACAGGCUGCAGCCACCAGGCAGGGCUUAUUGAAAUAAGGAAGCUUGAAAAAUAGAAUUCACACCGCUUUUUUUUAAUCAGCCAGGGUCAGAUCAUGUGUGUCUGCUGUAAGAGUUACUGGCAGUGUUUCCACAAGGGGUCAGCAUUGGACUGUGAGAUUCUGUGCUCUCUUCUAGACAUGGGUCAAUUUACUGUAUGUUGGUAACAAUAUAUUGUAUAAUAACAUUUAUUUGGACAUAUUUGAAGCAAAAAUAGCUGUAGAUCAUUACAUAAGACAAUGAGAGAGACAUUCAGACAAUCAAGGGCAAGUAUUCACACUGAAUCUGAAUUCCAUAAUUUUUUUUUUUACCUUAAAAUCUCAUUAAUGUACCCAUUAAUAAUGAUGAAAUGAAGGUAUUUAUUAAUGGGUUUUUAAGGAGUAAAACACUCUUAAAAUGGAACAAAAACCAUGAAAACUACCACUUAAUUUGUAUAUGUUAAAAUGCCUUAAUUUUCUAAUUAAGGGGAAAAUUAGGGGGUUGGUUUUCAUGUUUGUUUGUUUUUUUUUUUAAAACCAGGGCAAAUUAAAGGUAAAUUAAUUAGGAGUAAUUAAUGGUAUUUUAAGUAUUAUUAUUUGUUUCAUCGUGUUUAGAAAGUAUAUUUAGUGUAACCAUUUGUGUUUAACACCUACCUCACAUUAUGUGUAAUAAUGCAAUAAAUGUUUUAACAAUCUGGCUCCACACACACAAGUUAACUUUGAUAUCAAAAAAAUAAAUAAAAGUGUUGAGAUAGUUGUACACAUGACUAGUUUGCAUGUACG